Oryza sativa Japonica Group (Japanese rice) is the source of this 1312-nucleotide messenger RNA. Lineage: Eukaryota; Viridiplantae; Streptophyta; Magnoliopsida; Poales; Poaceae. The record is from RefSeq and is a predicted model, not a curated record.
UUACCCCAAACUUAGAGUAAAUCUCGUGAAAUCGGAGAAAAUUAUUCAUCUCCUUCCUCCGACUUUCAACUCACAUCGCUCCUCCCGUCCUCCCCUACCUGGAGGCUGCAGCUCCUGGCCUCCCGGGCAACUAGGGUUCGGCAAAUCCCCCGCAAGGAGGGUGAAACCCUUCCCCAAAACUCCCCAAUCCCCACCCGACCUUCUUCGAAAUCGGAGGCAAAACCCUAAUCGCAAACAGCUCGUCCUCGCGCGGCCGCCGCUCCGCAGCAAUGGCGUCCCUCUUCAAGGACCCGACCAAGCUGUCCGCGUACCGGGACAGGCGGUUCACCGGGACGCAGGAGGAGUACGAGGCGGCGCUGCAGGCGUCGGUGACGGUGUACGUCGGGAACAUGUCCUUCUACACCACGGAGGAGCAGGCCUAUGAGCUCUUCUCCCGCGCCGGCGAGAUCAGGAAGAUCAUCAUGGGACUCGACAAGAACUCCAAGACCCCCUGCGGCUUCUGCUUCAUACUGUACUACUCCAGGGAGGAUGCUGAAGAUGCGGUCAAAUAUAUUAGUGGAACAAUGCUUGAUGAUCGCCCAAUUCGUGUUGAUUUUGAUUGGGGCUUUGAAGAAGGCAGACAAUGGGGUCGUGGACGGAGUGGUGGACAAGUAAGGGAUGAGUACCGCACGGACUACGAUCCUGGAAGAGGUGGCUAUGGUAAGAUGGUUCAGAAAGAGCUAGAAGCACAACGUGAGUUAGUUGACUAUGGAGGUGCUUUUCAACCUAAUGCACCACCUCAAUAUGACAGAGGUGACAGGAAGAGAGGGUAUGGAGAUUCUUACCGGAACGACAGAGAUUACCAACGGAAACGUUACCGGAACGAUGAGCGAUCGUCGCAAAGAGCACCUGACUCUGAGUUCAAGAGAGAUGCGAUUGAUUCGGAGAAGAAUCCUAGGUUUCGUGAGAAAGGUGAUUCUGAUGAAGAAGACGAUGAUUAUGAUAAGAGACGCCGGCGCUGAACUGAAAGAAACAAUUGCUGAUAAAUGCAAAUGGGCAGUUGCAGUGACUACACUAGUAAAGCCCGUCGAGCUUAUGUUUUUUACCCUGUUGUGUACCAUAUGACUUAUAUAUCUGUCGUCAGCUCAUUUCUAUGUUGCGGUUCAUCACCACAUGCUUGCAUAGGUCUCGCAUGCGACUGGGAAUGGAUUUUGUGUUUAUUGACACUUCAGCUUAUGUAUUGACCUGUUAUUUAGGUUGGCAACUAAUUGAUUUUGGUCGGUAACAAUUACCUUGCGAACUAUCUGAAAAACUGCCGCCUUAAACUUGCAAA